Oryzias melastigma (Indian medaka) is the source of this 2099-nucleotide messenger RNA. It is a transcript of the gene tepsin, whose product is annotated as TEPSIN adaptor related protein complex 4 accessory protein. The transcript has 13 exons. Gene Ontology annotation, cellular component: trans-Golgi network membrane. Lineage: Eukaryota; Metazoa; Chordata; Actinopteri; Beloniformes; Adrianichthyidae. The record is from RefSeq and is a predicted model, not a curated record. The coding region runs from base 147 to 1781 and encodes 544 amino acids.
UGAAUGAGGGCGUGGUGAUAUCCGCCAAUGGACGUAGGAGGGGAAACGCCAAGCGUUAAUGAUGAUUGGCUGCCUGUCAACCUUAACCACGCCCUCCUUUAGUAGCUUCAGAAAGAUGAGGAACCCGCAGUUAGACCUGCUAAAUCAUGGCUACAUUUUUGGAGCGACUGGCUUUUCUUCAAAAAGUACCCACCUUGAUGAAGGCAACAGCAGAUGAUGAAAACCCCUGUCCUGGUUACCUUUUUCAGGAGAUUGGAAAAAUCUCCCAUGAGUCCUUGGGUUGUGGUCAGUGUUUGCUCGAAUACCUCCUGGAGAGACUCCAAGUCGAGUCGUGUCAUGUCAAACUUAAGGUGCUAAAGAUCUUUGUCCACCUGUGCGGUCAUGGUUCAGAUCAUUUCCUCACAGAACUCAGAAGGAACUCCACCUUCAUCCAGCAAGCUUCAGUCUACAGCGGCCCUCCUGAUCCCGUUCACGGCACAGCACUUUAUCAGAAAGUAAGGAGCACAGCACAGGAAGUGGCUCGGCUACUUUUUACAGAUUCGAUUGUUACCAAAAGCAGCAUGUCGUCACACGCUGUUGCCCCUCCGAGAACAGAUUUGUCCAUAUGUGGCUCUCCAGGUAUGGGACCCGCUCUGUCCCACCGGUCGGCUCUGCAGGGUUUUGGAUAUAGUCCAGGGAAACAAACGGCUGUCAGUGAAUCCCUCCUGGAUAAGAUCCAAAAAGCCGCGGAGGUGGUGGCCAGCGCCGUCCUCCCCCCCACGGAGCAACAGGGCAUCCGGCUCCACGACAACCACUACUGCGCCGUCUUUGCUCCAUCGGCGCCCAUAGAGGUGGCCGUUCCCGCGUGUGCGUACAACCACCCCGACAGGAAACCUAAAGUGACCCAGUGGUGCCCGGGGCAGGUCGGCGGCGGCUGGGAGGAGACUGACAGCAGCAAUGGCUCCUCCCACAACUCCUCUCAGGACAUCAGUGCGAACAGCAGAGCGUCUGUGGGCAGCAAGUCGGCUGGAACAAGGAGCCAAUCAGGAGCCAGCAGAGGGAGUAAUGGAGACCUGUCAGAACGGGUGGAGGCCCUGCAGUUGGGCGACUGUGGCCAGGAGAUGGCGCUCAUCAACCGACUGACGGAAGGCUCCAGAGUUUUCCUGACCAGAGAGGAGUGUCAGCACUUCAUCAAAGAAUGUUCCACUCUCAACUGCGACGUGGUCGUGGAGUUGCUGUCCAGCAAACUCCAGAACCCUUCAAGCGUUCUUCAGAUGCGGGCUCUGUGUGCCAUCUCGUGCCUUAUGACCUCUGACCUUCUCUCCUUGGAGCAAAUGUUCGGAGCGACCCGACGGAGGCUCCAUCAGCUGAGCGACGGCUCUCGAGGACCUGUGGCAAACAAAGCGACCAAGAUUCUUCGACAGUUUGAAGCUCUCCUCGGUGGAUCUCUGCACGCCGCCAAGCUCGACGCAGCGACCAGCAGGAAUCCGUCCUCUUUCUCUGAAGACUCGGAUCAGAACACAAACCUGAAACCUCGUCAAUCUGCUCCAGAUGAGCUGAUGAAGGACGAGGAGGAGGAGCUUCACCGUGUCUCUGACAGAGCGGGACAUCCGAACCUCGACUGCGAUAAAGAACCCUCGCCGCCCCAGAAGAGCGCCCUGUCUCUUUUCAGCGGCAUGGAGAUGGUGACCAAAGUCACGCUGUGCGGAAAGGACACGAACACUGAAGACAGUUUAAGGUCGAAUUACGUUUCACCCGAUAGAGAUGAGUCAGUUUCAGCGUUCUCUUUUCUAAACUCUUGACCCUAUAGGCAGCUUCCUGAAGCUAAAACUGUCCUCCUGGUUCUGUCCUCCUCCUGUGACGGUCCAGUCUGUCAACGGCAUCAACAGAACCGGGUCGUCGGGCUUUCUGAUGGCUUCAUUUCUAAACUAAACGAGAGUAUUCGUCUGGAUAGAAGGUAGGAGAGAAACGAGUGUUCAGGUUCGAAGAAGCAGGAAGAGUCGUGGUUUAACGUCGUCAUGGUAACGGGCAUCUAGAGGAACCUUCUCCACUAAAGAAACUGGGAGGACACUCAGCUUUCAUGGAGAUUUGCUAAAUUAAAGGGACUCCCAGUAUUUUUU